CGAGUAUAAAAAACAACCCAUGUGUAGUGCUGAGUUCGAGGAGAGGAGUCCAAUCUAUUGCUUCCUGGCUAUUCAAAGUGCGCUUGAUCUGUUAAAGACUAAUGACAUUAAACUGUAAAGGCAAGGAAAUCGAAUACAAGGAGGCAUUCGCUCUCUUUGACCCCACCAACUCUGGCGUUAUCCAGCCCCAAGCCUUCGCUGACUUCCUUGCUCUCCUUAACGACCCCGAGUUGACUCAAAAGGUCAAGAUCCCUACCCAACCUUUGGACUACAAGGCAUUUUCUGCUCUCUUGGCCAAGAGCGAUAAGGGUGCUGAAACUUCUGAUGAUGCCUACGGUCUCCUUUUCAAAACCAUUAAUAAAGAUGGCUCUGGUAACAUUUCUGCUGCUGAACUCCGUGCUGCCCUUCAGCACUUUGGCAACAACUCUUUGUCUGAGGCCGAUAUUGAUGAGAUUGUUCAUGAGGCCGAUGUCUCUGGCGAUGGCCGUAUUACCCUUGAAGAGUUCUUGAAGAUCAUGCAGAAGUCUGAGAAGAAACUCCGUGGCGAGCAUGUUCUAUAAAAAAGAAUAAAAAACACCUCUUGCUUUGUAUUAACAAUCAUAAUAUUCCCUUCUCUUUAUCAGUAAUAAAAACCAAAAAAAAA
Molecule: messenger RNA, 643 nt
Organism: Lobosporangium transversale
Lineage: Eukaryota; Fungi; Mortierellomycota; Mortierellomycetes; Mortierellales; Mortierellaceae
Exons: 4
Coding region: 102-560 (152 amino acids)
Molecular function (GO): calcium ion binding
Source: RefSeq, a predicted model, not a curated record